AUGGACCUAGGUGAAGAAGUUGCAAGGCGCAUUGGUAGAUUUGACUUGUUUCUGUUUAUUAAUUGCUAUUGCUUCCUGUUGACUCCACAGAAGGCAGAAGGAGAAGGAGUAGCACUGAUUUUAAGUUUCGAAGAGCUCAUGAUACAAAUAUUAGAAAGUUCAAAUACUAGACUGGAUAGCACAAUUCAAGGUUUCUCUAGUUAUAUACCUCUAAAGGAACGAAAUAUGACUACAGCAAUAGAAAUAUUCUCAAAAAAUUUUAUACAAUCAAAGUCUGCGUCUAAUGUUAAUGUCGACUGCAAAUUUCUUGUCUGUCGCGGAGCUCUUG
Funneliformis mosseae is the source of this 328-nucleotide messenger RNA. The record is from the annotation of a GenBank genome assembly. Lineage: Eukaryota; Fungi; Glomeromycota; Glomeromycetes; Glomerales; Glomeraceae.